Quercus lobata is the source of this 2560-nucleotide messenger RNA. RefSeq names its product UvrB/UvrC domain protein (DUF3506) (gene EX2). Bases 232 to 2187 code for a protein of 651 amino acids. Gene Ontology annotation, cellular component: thylakoid membrane. Gene Ontology annotation, biological process: response to singlet oxygen; singlet oxygen-mediated programmed cell death. NCBI's taxonomy places the organism in Eukaryota, Viridiplantae, Streptophyta, Magnoliopsida, Fagales, Fagaceae. The transcript has 11 exons. The record is from RefSeq and is a predicted model, not a curated record.
AAAAUGGACCCCACAGAUCCAAAUAUCAUAGGAUCUGAGGGCUUGGGAUAUUCUUUCUUUCUCCGAUCUGGGCUUAGCUUAUCCCUACCAUCCUAUCCUUAGAAUCAAAGCCCCUCUCUCCCUUACAAACCAAAAGACCAUUUUUUUCACAGAUUGAAAUUCAAGCACACCCCAAUCUUAAAAAACACAGACACGGUCACAGACUCUCAAACAUUAGAGAGAGAAAGUGAUAUGUCGGUGGCUAAUACAUGGGGCGUGGGACAAGGAAUCCCAAUGGCCCAAUUGGGGCCAAGCUUGUGUUUCUCACAUUUUUCAUCUGUGAAAUCAAAAACCCAUCUGAGUUUCGUUGUGGGUUGGAGCUGGGGCCACUCAGUUCAGACCAAGAACGCUUCUUUUAACAAUAAGACCCGCAAGAACUCCAGCUUCCGUUGCUCUAAUUGCAGUAACAGUAACAACACCAAUACCAGUUCUUCUUUGGAAUGGGAUUGGAACCGAUGGAACCGCCAUUUCUCCGAGAUUGAACAAGCUGAGAGCUUUGCCUCUGUUCUAAAGUUUCAACUUGAAGAUGCAAUUGAGAAGGAAGACUUCCAAGAAGCUGCAAAGUUAAAAAUGGCCAUUGCAGAAGCUACAUCCAAGGACAGUGUUGCUGAAAUCAUGUCUCAGUUGAAGCAUGCAGUUGAUGAAGAGCGUUACCAUGAUGCUUCAAGGUUGUGUAGGUACACAGGAAGUGGACUGGUAGGUUGGUGGGUGGGCUACUCAAAAGAUUCAGAUGAUCCCUUUGGGAGAAUAAUACGCAUAACUCCAGGUGUGGGCAGAUUUGUAUGCAGGAGUUUUAGUCCAAGGCAGUUGGUGACUGCAGCUCCUGGAACUCCAUUAUUUGAAAUUUUUGUGGUAAAAGACACUGAUGAGACAUAUGUCAUGCAGGUGGUAUGCUUGCAACGAGCCAAAGGAAAUUCAACAAAUUCCAGUCCAGCAUCCAAACUCACAAAAGACCCUUCUACUUCUGAAGUGGAGAAUGAAUCUGUAGUAGAUGUUCAGGAAAAUGAAGUAAAGGCAGAGAGAACUGAGGACAAGGGAACUAACACUGAGGGAGUGACUGAGGAGGGAAUUAAAAGUGUGAUAAAUUUUCUUAAGGAAAAAAUUCCAGGAUUGAAAGUGAAAGUCAUGAAUGUCAAUGUUGCUGAGGAAGUGAUAAAGGACAGUGACUCUGUGAAGCAGUUGAUGCAAGAAGACAACGAGAAGGCUGGAUCUACUGAGAAUCCUGAAGAUGAAGUUGGUAAUUUGGAUGAGAUUCAGCCUGAUGAGGUCACCGUAGGAGGCGGUAGUGAUGCCUCGGAUGAUGAGAAGGAUUUGGAUAUGAAACUUUUUAUUGGUGGGGUUGUUCAUAACAGUGAUGAUACUCCUAGCAAGGAUGAGUAUGUACGUCUUCCUGCCGAAAUUAAAGAUAUGGAGAGAGAUUCUUUUGUGCUACAUAUCCCUGGGAGAAGCUUAGAUCAUGAUAAUGGAGAAAGUAAAGUGUCCAGAGUCAAAGUGGCUGCUCUAGCAGCUCAAGGUGUCUCAGAACUUAUGCCUUCUGAUGUUGCCAAGGCCUUUUGGGGUGCUGACAAAAUUUCUCCAAAGGUUUCCAGAAAUGUGCGUGAAAUUGUCAAACUUGCUGUUAGUCAAGCACAAAAGCGCAGCAUAUUAUCUGAGUAUACAACUUUUAAUCGGAUUACUACUUCCAGAGGAGAUUUAGACCCUUUCUCAGGCCUGUAUGUUGGUGCAUUUGGCCCUUAUGGCACUGAGGUGGUACAGUUGCAGCGUAAAUAUGGUCACUGGAAUGGUGGGGAUGAUGAAGACAAGUCUUCAGAUAUGGAGUUUUUUGAAUAUGUAGAGGCAGUGAAGCUAACUGGGGAUCUUAACGUACCUGCUGGCCAGGUGACAUUUCGUGCUAAAAUUGGGAGAGGAAAUCGCUCGUCCAACCGUGGGAUGUAUCCAGAUGAAUUAGGAGUGGUUGCGAGUUUCAAGGGUCAAGGAAGAAUAGCAGAAUUUGGGUUCCGAAAUCCACAAUGGGUUGAUGGAGAACUUCUCCAACUAAAUGGCAAGGGCAUUGGUCCUUAUGUCAAAGGUGCAGAUCUUGGUUUCCUAUAUGUUGUCCCUGAACAGAGUUUUCUUGUGUUGUUCAACCGAUUAAAGCUACCUGACUGAGCCAUUAGAUCGAGCUUUUAAUGCUGAGAAUAUCCAUACCAUGUUUGAGCAGAGAAGGCAGUUUUAAACUCCCCCCCACCCCCCCACAACUCUUUUUUUUUUUUUUUUUUUUUCCUUUUUCAUUUUUAGGGGGUUUUUUUCCUCUCUUUUUUUAGCCUUCUUUUCAAAAUUUUCUCAUCUUUUUUGGCUUCUUUACUGAGCUGUAUAUCAGUUUUGCUGACCAACCAAAUAUAGAAAGGCGAAAUGAUUGUAAUUACUAAGAUAGUUUAAAUGUGUUUGAGAGGAAGAGCUCUUCAUGAUGCUGAUUUGUGUAAGGAUGUUAUAGUUACUAAGCUAGUAAAAUGGUAAAGGUAGAUAAUUGAGAUUAUUGUUA